Caenorhabditis sp. 36 PRJEB53466 is the source of this 708-nucleotide messenger RNA. The record is from the annotation of a GenBank genome assembly. Lineage: Eukaryota; Metazoa; Nematoda; Chromadorea; Rhabditida; Rhabditidae.
AUGAACGUCUUACUUGUCGCUUUGCUGUUUGCAGUAGUUAAUUGUGCUGAUGUCGGAACUCAAACAAAGGUAUUUCUUCUAGAAAAUAGAAAAAAAGCAUAACAUUAAUAUCAGGAUGCCUUUAUUCUGGCACAUAAGCAGCCACUGUCGACUUAUGCUGUGGAAAACAUGGAUCUCGUGCUCGAAUACGGUUUGUACAACGUUGGAGACAAGCCAGCACACAAGGUAGUGCAAAGUUCAAAUAUUUCAUUGAGAAAACAAAUAAUUUUACAGGUUACUCUUGAUGAUCGUCACUCCUUCCCAACCAACUCCUUCGAAAUCGUGAAGGGUCUUCUUCACGUUCACUUCGAAAACGUUCCAGCCAGAACUAACGUCACUCACUCGGUUGUCAUUCGCCCGAGAUCGUUCGGAUAUUUCAACUACACUAGUGCUCAAGUCACUUACUACACUGACAACGAAAACCUUCAUGUCACCUCUACCAAUGCUCCUGGAGAAGGUAAAACACCAGCGUUUGUACUUCUUACUCCAACUAAGACUUUUUCAGGAUAUAUCUACCGUCAGCGUGAAUACGACAGACGAUUUGCUCCGAAGUACACCUUCUUCAUUGUUUUCCUUGCUCUCAUUACCCCCACAACCCUCGGAUCUUUCAUUCUCUUCCAUCAAUCCAAAUCUCGUUUCCCAGCAGUUAUCAAGAAGAAAGCUAUUUAG